Molecule: messenger RNA, 3534 nt
Organism: Oryctolagus cuniculus (rabbit)
Lineage: Eukaryota; Metazoa; Chordata; Mammalia; Lagomorpha; Leporidae
Source: RefSeq, a predicted model, not a curated record
AGGGAGUGGGCAGUAGGUGGUGCAGGUGUGGGAGGGAGUGGGCAGUAGGUGGUGCAGGUGCUGGGAGGGAGUAGGCAGCAGUUGUACAGGUGUGGGAGGGAGUGGGCAGUAGGUGGUGCAGGUGUGGGAGGGAGUGGGCAGCAGGUGGUACAGGUGCGGGAGGGAGUGGGCAGUAGGUGGUGCAGGUGUGGGAGGGAGUGGGCAGCAGGUGGUGCAGGUGUGGGAGGGAGUGGGCAGCAGUUGUACAGGUGUGGGAGGGAGUAGGCAGCCGGUGGUGCAGGUGCUGGGAGCGAGUGGGCAGCAGGUGGUACAGGUGUGUCCACCUGGUAGGACAGCACAGAGCAGGGAUGAGACUGCGCUCAUGGAAGGUGGCUGUAUUUAGGAGAAGGUCUCUUCUAGGCCUAAGAAACACUGUUUGGGGUAAGAGCGACCACACUCCACACAGGCCCAGCUAAGAAGCCAGCAGCAGUGGCUCAGUGGAAGCGCCCAGCCCCGACAGCCCUGGGCGUGGCCCGUGCUUGUCUGAUCAUCUGCCCUCCAAGCGGGGCAGGUUGGAGGUUCAUUCAGUGGGUGUUCUACCUGUGUGUGCUGCCACUGUCUGUGCUUGCUCUAGGGGCAGACAACGGCCUCAGAGAGCUGCUCUGUUACUCUCAAUGAGACCAGCUGGGCUGGGCUCCGCAGGUGGCACACCCCCAGAAGACGAGGGGCCUUUCACGGUGAAGCUGGAGGACUCCGAGGAGGAAGGCGAAGCUGCCCUGUGGGACCCAGGCCCCGAGGCCGCACGCCUGCGCUUCCGGUGUUUCCGCUACGAGGAGGCAGUGGGUCCCCGAGAGGCCCUGGCCCGGCUCCGAGAGCUGUGUCGGGACUGGCUGCAGCCGGAUGUGCACUCCAAGGAGCAGAUGCUGGAGCUGCUGGUGCUGGAGCAGUUCCUGGGCGCGCUGCCCCCCGAGAUCCAGGUUCAUGUGCAGGGGCAGCAGCCAGGCAGCCCCGAGGAGGCUGCUACCUUGGUUGACAGGCUUCGCCAGGAGCCAGGCGGGCCUCGGCGAUGGGUCACAGUCCAUGUGCAGGGCCAAGAGGUCCUAUCAGAGAGGAUGGACCCCUCCAGCUUCCAUUCUCUACCUCAAACUCCAGAGCCUGGGCCCAAGAUACUGCCUGAGGCCAUGCAGCAGUCACCACUGGGCCUACAGGUGAAAGAGGAGCCAGAGGUUACAGAAGACCCAGAGCUUCUGGACUCUGGGCUUCUAGAGGCUGUACCCACCCUUCCACCUGAGGAGGCCCAGGGCUGUGAGACAGCGCUGGACCAGGCCUCUCCACAGAGUGAGACUGGGCCUGAGGGGCCCUCAUGGAAGGACUGCCCAGGGCCCCUAUGGCAUGAGGAAGCUGGAGACAUCUUCUCUCCAGGAUUUGCACUGCAGAUGGACAGGGACCCUGCAGACCCAAGCACUGUGAGCUCCCACCUCCACAUCCCCUGGGACCUCAGCAUGGCGGGCCUCUCGGCCCAAAUCCAGACACCCUCCCCUGAAGGUGGCUUCCAGUGCGCCAGCAACCUGGGAGGUGAGCAAGACCUCACAGACAGAGAUUCCCGCCAGGCCGCCCUGAUUGCCACCCGCUGGCACACCUCUAGGGGCCGGGGACGUGGCCGCCCUAGCACUGGCUCCCGGGCAGUUCGGGGCGGCUGCUGUGACGUGUGUGGCAAGGUGUUCAGCCAGCGCAGCAACCUGCUGAGGCACCAGAAGAUACACACGGGCGAGCGACCAUUCGUGUGCGGCGAGUGCGGCCGCAGCUUCAGCCGCAGCUCGCACCUGCUGCGCCACCAGCUGACACACACGGAGGAGCGGCCGUUUGUGUGCUGCGACUGCGGCCAGGGUUUCGUGCGCAGCGCACGCCUCGAGGAGCACCGCAGGGUGCACACGGGGGAGCAGCCCUUUCGUUGCACAGAGUGUGGCCAGAGCUUCCGGCAGCGCUCCAACCUGCUGCAGCACCAGCGCAUCCACGGCGAUCCCCCAGGCCCUGGCACCACACCCCCUGCCCCUCCCGGCGUGCCCGAGCCCCCCGGUCCCUUCCCGUGCAGUGAGUGCCGCGAGAGCUUCACGCGGCGCGCAGUGCUGCUGGAGCACCAGGCGGUGCACACGGGCGACAAGUCCUUCGGCUGCGUGGAGUGCGGAGAGCGCUUCGGGCGCCGCUCGGUGCUGCUGCAGCACCGGCGACUACACAGUGGCGAGCGCCCCUUCGCCUGCGCCGAGUGCGGCCAGAGCUUCCGCCAGCGCUCCAACCUCACCCAGCACCGGCGCAUCCACACCGGGGAGCGGCCCUUCGCUUGCGCCGAGUGCGGCAAGACCUUCCGCCAGCGGCCCACGCUCACGCAGCACCUGCGUGUGCACACCGGCGAAAAGCCCUUUGCCUGCCCCGAGUGUGGCCAGCGCUUCAGCCAGCGCCUCAAGCUCACCCGCCACCAGAGGACACACACCGGGGAGAAGCCGUACCACUGCGGUGAGUGCGGCCUGGGCUUCACGCAGGUGUCGCGGCUCACCGAGCACCAGCGGAUCCACACCGGCGAGCGGCCCUUCACCUGCCCCGAGUGCGGCCAGAGCUUCCGGCAGCACACCAACCUCACCCAGCACCGGCGCAUCCACACCGGGGAGCGGCCCUACAAAUGUCCCGAGUGCGGCAAGACCUUCCGCCAGCGGCCCACACUCACACAGCACCUGCGCACCCACCGGCGAGAGAAGCCCUUCGCAUGCCAGGACUGUGGGCGCUGUUUCCACCAGAGCACCAAGCUCAUCCAGCACCAGCGUGUCCACAGCGUGGAGUAGCUCCAGCCAGCACGCCCUGCGUCCACUACCUCACAGUGUUGUGAUCAGAGGUAGAGGCAGCCUGCCCGCCCGUGGUCCCCGCAGGUGCUUAAUAAACAGUAAACAGAGUUGGGUCUGCACCCACUCGCUGCACUCCAUCUGCAAGCCCCUCUCUGCCACCCUAUCCAGCACUCCUCUGUGCCCACAAGUGACUGCUGGCAGCGCCUGCUGCCGUCUGAGAGGCUCCUGUACCUGCCUCUGGCUUGCCUAGAGGAACCGGCCCAGCAGCAGGUGCCCCAGAGCCGCCCUGGGCAGCCCAGCCUCCGCUCUUCCUGAGCGGCAGCCUUAGUAUCCCAGACCCAGAGAGGAGCAUGUGCUGGACACCAGCUCGUGACCAGCGUGUGCGAGGCUUGGUCCUCAGGCGGUCAGGGAAUGGAUGUCUGGCCUGGCAGUUAGGACACCAGUUAGGAUGCCUGCACUCAGAGUCCCUGGUUUGAUCCCCCAGCUCUGGCUCCUGAGUACGGCUUCCUCCCAGUUUAGACCCUAAAGGGCAAAGACUAUGGCCCAAGUAAUUGGGUUCUGCCACUCGUGUGGGAGACCUGGGUUGAGUUCCUGGCUCUAGGCUCCAGAGCCCUGACCUCUGCAGGCAUCUGGGAAAUGAACUAUCUGAUGGGAGCUCCCUCACUGUGUGUGUGUGUGUCUGUCUCUCUGCCUCUCCAAUAAAUAAGACAGAGCCACUGUA